AUGACUCUAAAGAAAACACAUCUUCGGAUGAGGAACAAGAACCUCCUUGUCGCUCAGUUGGACGGCCACGGGCCGAUCAAGUUUUUAUUUAAAAAGGAAAAUGCUGAUUUAGUCCGGAAUACGGAAAAGGAAAUAAUAACAAACAUUGAAAAUUUGAUUCCUAUUGAGAUUAAAACAAAAGAAGGGCACUCUUAUAUAAUUGAAGUUGAUAUGAUGUUAACAAUGUUGGACGGCAGUAUUGGAAACGUUCUAUCAGAGACAAAUUCAACUAUGAAGUGCAUCAUUUGCGGAGCCACACCCAAGGACAUGGACACGUUAGCAGGGAUUGACCGUCCUCCUAACGUAGACAAUUACUGGUUUGGUUUGUCAACUUUACACUGCUGGAUUCGUUUUUUUGAAUGCUUACUCCAUAUUGGAUACCGCCUGCCAAUUAAAUCUUGGCAGGUUCGUGGGCCUGAAAACAAAGCUAUAGUCAAAGCAAACAAAAAACGAAUCCAAGCAGAGUUCAGAGCCAAGCUGUCUCUAAUAGUUGACAAACCAAAACCCGGAAUGCGAACUUACAAAAGAAAAACUGACCGAGCUAAUAUUAGUAAAGAUUUGAUAAAACAAGCUGCAAGUGAAGUAAUAAAUGGUACAAGUAUCCGUAAAGCAGCUAAAAAUAAUAAAAUAGACAGAACCACGCUUUCGAGGUAUGUCAAUAAAUUAAAAGCUACCCCUGAUUCUGAUGUGUUCAUGGAGUAUGCAAACCCUCGCCAAGUUUUUUCGAAUCAACAAGAACGCAUAUUAAAACUACUACCUCAUACAAGUCUAUAUUUUAUGGUUUAA
This is a messenger RNA of Acanthoscelides obtectus, 825 nucleotides long. The record is from the annotation of a GenBank genome assembly. Lineage: Eukaryota; Metazoa; Arthropoda; Insecta; Coleoptera; Chrysomelidae.